Molecule: messenger RNA, 6885 nt
Organism: Pangasianodon hypophthalmus (striped catfish)
Lineage: Eukaryota; Metazoa; Chordata; Actinopteri; Siluriformes; Pangasiidae
Gene: plcb1l
Product: 1-phosphatidylinositol 4,5-bisphosphate phosphodiesterase beta-1
Exons: 33
Coding region: 575-4090 (1171 amino acids)
Biological process (GO): memory; phosphatidylinositol-mediated signaling; lipid catabolic process
Cellular component (GO): nuclear speck; cytoplasm
Molecular function (GO): phosphatidylinositol-4,5-bisphosphate phospholipase C activity; calmodulin binding; calcium ion binding
Source: RefSeq, a predicted model, not a curated record
CUCUCAGACCAAACCCAUCCUCACACAGGAAAGGACUCCAAAACACUCAUCAACUACAUUAGCUACUUCUGUUAUAUAACAAGGGAGUCGGGGCUCCAGUAAUGUCUGGUUUGUGCUUCAUCAGAGACACUUGAAAACGGCAAGAAACAAACCUUUUUGAAAGCUUGGAACAUUUGUGGUCCUUCAGAACAGUAGACGUUUCUGUGCCAUUUGCAGGCUGUGCAUUAAAUAAGGAAGGCAAGUAGUAAAAAAGCAAGUUUUUAUAGGUGAAAAUGCAUGUUUAGUUGUUGUCAGGAGGCAAACAGGUCUGGCAUCCCAACCAUGGGUGUAUUCUUGCCUCAUGCCCAGUGUUCCCGGGACAGAGGAUUCACUACAAACCUGACCAGGAUAAAGUGGAUACUGAAAAUGAGAGACAGACCUUCUGGACAUUGCUUAUAUCAAGGAUGCUAGAACUGGGAAAUAUUCCAGGACACCUAAGUGCUGCAGAAACCUGCCUGUGUGAGCUGUGAUGCUGCUGCUCCUCAUCGCUUAUCGCCACACUGCCAAACUGAUUAAUGCAUAAAGAGCAGGGCAAAUGGUCAGCAAAUGGCAUUCAGCAGAGGAUGCUAAAGUGCGGGAGCAGCUGGGUGUGGCCGGUGUGGUGGGAAAGAUUGAGAACAGGAUGCUGACAGUGGUGACUGGUCCAGAUAUGGUGAACAUCACCUUACUGAACUUCAUGGCCUUCCAAGAUGAGGUGGCUAAGGAGUGGUCAGACGAGCUCUUCAGCUUGGCCUCCAACCUCCUGAUCCAAAACAUGUCCCGGGAGUCCUGUCUAGAAAAAGUGUAUACUAGACUAGUGCUGCAGCUCACUCCUGAGGGAUCUAUUCCUGUGAAGAACAUCUUCCGUGUGUUUUCGGCAGACAGGAAGCGGGUUGAGAAUGCACUGGAAAUCUGCGGUCUUCCAUCUGGAAGAAGUGACUUAAUUCCCCAGGAACAGUUCACUCCAGAUAUAUUCAGAGUGUUCCUCAAUAACAUUUGUCCCCGGAAGGACAUCGAUACCAUCUUCUCAGAAAUUGGUGCUAAGAGCAGGCCAUACCUCACAGUAGAUCAGAUGACUGACUUCAUCAACAACAAGCAGCGGGACCCUCGGCUGAACGAGAUCCUGUACCCUCCCCUGAAGCCCGAGCAAGUGCAGGCAUUGGUGGAGAAGUAUGAACCUGACACCAUGCUCUAUCAAAGAGGGCAGAUCUCUGUGGAAGGUUUUGCCAGGUAUCUGAAUGGAGAAGAGAAUAGCAUCAUCCCUCCUGAGAAAUUGGACCAAAGUGAGGACAUGACAUUUCCUUUGUCCCACUACUUCAUCAACUCCUCCCAUAACACUUACCUCACAGCGGGGCAGCUGGCGGGAAACUCCUCAGUUGAGAUGUACAGGCAGGUGCUGCUGUCAGGCUGCCGCUGUGUGGAGCUGGACUGCUGGAAGGGACGCACAGCAGAAGAGGAGCCCAUUAUCACCCACGGCUUCACCAUGACCACCGAGAUCUCCUUUAAGGAAGUGAUUGAGGCCAUUGCUGAGAGUGCUUUCAAGACAUCUCCUUUUCCUGUCAUCCUUUCAUUUGAGAACCAUGUGGACUCCCCCAAGCAGCAAGCUAAGAUGGCUGAAUACUGCAGAUCAAUAUUUGGAGACGCCCUGCUCACAGAGCCACUGGAGAAAUAUGCACUGGAAGCAGGAAAUCCUCUGCCAAGUCCCAUGGACCUCUUGGGAAAAAUUCUCAUCAAGAACAAGAAGAAUUCCCACAAGGAUGAGAGCAGCACAAAGAAGAAGCUCUGUGAGCAGACCUCUAAUACCUGCAGCGAUACAUCCAGCGUGUGUGAGCCGUCCUCUCCAAGUGCAGGCUCCACAAAUCACGACAUGCCAGAUUCCAGUCAGCCAAGCUCAGAGACGGGCAGUGACAGCAGGCUGCAGGGGAGAAAAUAUAUUGGUGAGGUUGAUGCAGAAAGCGAGGAUGAGGAUGAUGAAGAUGACGACUGUAAAAAGUCCAUGGAUGAGGGGACAGCAGGAAGUGAAGCAUUUGCCACUGAGGAGAUGUCCAACUUAGUAAACUAUGUCCAGCCGGUUAAGUUCUCCUCAUUUGAAGCAUCUAAAAAGUCAAAUAAAAGUUAUCACAUGUCAUCAUUUGUGGAGACAAAGGCACUAGAGCAGCUGACAAAGUCACCAGUGGAAUUUGUGGAGUAUAACAAACUCCAGCUUAGCCGAAUCUACCCCAAAGGCACUAGGGUGGACUCCUCCAACUACAUGCCUCAGGUCUUCUGGAACGCUGGAUGUCAGCUUGUGGCAUUGAACUUCCAGACCAUAGAUCUGGCCAUGCAGCUGAACCUGGGCAUGUAUGAGUACAAUGGAAAAUGUGGCUACAGGCUGAAGCCUGAGUUUAUGAGGAGGCCUGAUAAAAACUUUGACCCCUUCACUGAGAGCACAGUGGAUGGGAUUGUAGCGCACACACUUUCAGUGAAGAUCAUAUCAGGACAGUUCCUGUCCGAUAAAAAGGUUGGCACCUAUGUGGAGGUGGAAAUGUUUGGCCUCCCAGUGGACACAAAAAGGAAAGCAUUUCGGACAAAAACAUCCCCAGGCAACGCCGUGAACCCUGUGUGGGAUGAGGAGCCCAUAGUCUUUAAGAAGGUGGUUCUUCCCACUCUUGCGUCUUUGAGAAUAGCCGUCUACGAGGACAGCGGGAAGAUUAUUGGCCAUCGCAUCAUCCCAGUGAACGCCAUCCGGCCUGGUUACCAUUACAUAGGGCUAAGAAAUGAGAAGAACCAGACACUAACACUACCUGCUGUUUUUGUCUACACCGAAGUCAAAGACUAUGUCCCUGACACCUUUGCAGAUGUGAUUGAGGCACUGUCCAAUCCUAUCCGCUACAUCAACCUGAUGGAGCAGAGAGCCAGUCAGCUUGCAGCUCUCACCCUGGAGGAGGGAGGACAAGAGGUGAACAACAAAGAGAUAGAUGCGUGUGGGGAGCUUGUAUCAGAACCGAACAGCGAGGCCCAACGCCCUCCAGCUGAGAAUGGAACGAGCCAUACUCCUCUCAUCUCCCCAAAACCGCCUUCACUGGUCAGCCAUCAUGCCCACUCCACAGGAUCUGUGAAACCAGCUGUUAGGACUGAAGAUGUGAUUCAGAGUUUUUUGGCAGAGGUGGAAGCUCAGACACUGGAGGAACUGAAGCAGCAGAAGGCUUUUGUUCGGGAGCAGAAGAAACAGUAUAAAGAGCUGAAGGAGUUAGUAAGGAAGCACCAUAAGAAAACCACAGACAUGAUCAAAGAGCACACAGCCAGACAAAGUGAGCUGAAGAGCGAAUAUCAACGCCGGCAGUCCGCCCUGCAAAAGAGCGCCAAACGAGACGGUAAGAAAAGAUCAGGUUCGGAGCAAGCUCUGUCUGCUGUGGAACAGGAACUGGCCGCUCUGGAGGACGAGAACACGCAGAGACUGAGCGAGCUGAAGGAGCAACAGCAGCAUCAGCUGCUCACUCUCAGACAAGACCAGUACUACAGUGAACAGUACCUCAAAGGCAAACACAUCAAACAGCUGGUGGAGAAGCUGACCACUGUAGCUGAGGAAUGUCAGAGUAACCAGCUGAAGAAACUUAAGGAGCUGUGUGAGAAAGAAAAGAAAGAGUUGAAGAAAAGGAUGGACAAGAAAAGACAGGAGAGGAUACAUGAGGCAAAAUCGAAAGAGAAGAAUCUAACAGAGGAAGAGAAGUUAGAAAUCAACAGGUCACAUGUGAAUGAGGUUGUACAGUAUAUCAAAAGGCUGGAAGACGCUCAAAGCAAAAGGCACGAGAAGUUGAUCGAAGCACACAAACUCAUUCGGCAGCAAAUCCUGGAGGAGAAGCCGAAGCAUCAAACCGAGCUGGACCAGGAAUACCAGGACAAGUUCCGACGACUCCCAGUGGAGAUCCAAGAGUUUGUACAGGAAAACGCUAAAGGCAAGCUAAGUAACGAAUGGGAACCGGGCUGCCUUAGCACCUCAUCCACCGCUGAGAACCUGAACCACAAAGCAAGCCAGUCAGAGGAGGACGCAGAUGAGGACUCUGCAGAGAAGGGGUUCGACACUUCUCUCUGAACUACACGCUGGGUUUCACAUCAGCAUAUGUAAAGAUUUUGUAACAUCUGUGUUCCUGGUGUUGGCUGUUGUUUGUGUCUGACAGUUUCCACCUAUCUGUAGGAUUUUGUGACUUGAGUAACAAAGUUCUCUUUGCCAUUCAUUCUUUAUGCUUAUAGAGCGUUAUAAUACUAAGGUACGAUGUGUUUGACAGAAUGUUGAGAUAACAUACUUGAACAACAGCAAGAAUACUUCUGGUUUCUUCAUAACAUUAGGUUUUUAAUUUGUACAUCUGUUACUGUAAACUGACAAAUUUGAUUAUGCUGCUGUUUGAGUUUAGUUAAGCUCUAGGGAUUAUUUCUAUAUUUUCAUUAAUAAUCAACCCCAGCCUGGGAAAUUAUUUGCAAGGCAAACUAUGAAAAUCGUUUCAGAGUAAGGCUGUAUAAAUAGCUUUAAACUGUAGAGGGUUUGAGAUCUCUGUCCCAUAUUCACCACAGCACUACAAUAUCUGCUACUGUUUCUUUUAAAAGAACACAAAAUACAACAAGCCUGUUUUACAAAAAAAAGUUGAAUAUUUUAUUGAUUAUUUUUUUCUUUUAUCUUUUUAUACCUAUAAAUAGAACUACAAACACUACAUGUUAAUGUAACCUGAGGAAUGCGGGGUCAAUUGCAUGGUUUUGUACACUUGUAAAUGUUACGUAUGUAGCACAGAGAUUGAAAAAAAAUGCAUACUCUUAAAUGUAAAUAUUAUAACAUUUUGUCAGCUAAGAAAGACCAGAAAGACAGUUAUGUUAAUGUGACCACAGUGAUAGAAGUGUAUGAAGAAUAUUUGUCAUAUACUGCUCAUUAGUCAUCUAUUGUACUUUAAUUAUACUUUAAUUACAUGUCAAGGUCUUUGGUUUUGCUGUCAACGUGUGACCAAGUGAGUAUAAUAACUUUAAUAUGCAUAAAGAAAGCUAUAGCAAAAAUGUAAGUGUUCAGAAAGCACAAAGAUCGCUGUUAUAUGGUAGAGUGAGCAGGUUAUGAUGAUCUUAACGUACAGUGCUUUGGGAAACUCAGCCCAGAUCACCUUGACAAGCAUGGACAAUUUAGAGUAAAAAACCUGCCCCUUUUGUGGUAAAAUGUUUGUGCCAAACAAAAAAAACCUCACCAUAUUCCUGUGUGUGUCACUAGAUGAUCUUUUGAUUGCAUUUUGCUGAUGUCUUACAAGCACAUUUGUUAAAUGUUAUCUGGCACUGAAUGUUAUUAUUACUUAAAUUGUAAUCUGGUCUAUAAUCACUGUUUUAAUGUAAUAGCAAUUAUUGCAAAACACAUACAUGCUGUGAAAGGCAAAUUACAUGCACAUAUCCCUUCAGUAUCUUCAGGUAAUUUUGAAAAAGAGAGAAAUGUUAUAUGAUAACCACAGAACAAUCUCCUGUACCAAUACACAAUGCACAAUUCUCAGUAUAGGGUGAUCACAGAGUUAUUUAAAUGGCAUUUUAGGUUUGAAACACAAUUAAAUUGGUAUAAAAUCAUACUCAAAAAUCUACAUAGGAUAUAGAUUGGCAUAAUUGUUGUGGCAUGUUGAUAUGUUAAACCCCAAAUAACUUGCAAUAGUACAAACGUAACUGUGUAUCUACAUUAGAGCAAGGACAGUAUGCCAUAUUUAAACUGAAUGCACUACUAUUUCAACACAUAUUAUUAUUAUUAUUAUUAUUAUUAUUAUUAUUAUUACUAUUACUAUUACUAUUACUAUUAUUAUUAUUUGACAACACUGGUGUAAUCAAUCUGAUUUCAUGAGAAAUGUGCACAAAUUCAAAUGAACAAGGUUGAUCUGGUUGGAUUUUGUUCAAAAAGUACAAACACUAACCUUAUCCUUAACCUUCCUAUCUUGUCCUAUGUCUUGAGUCACACAUACUGCUCACACACGUGUAAGGUUUAACUGAUGGCAAAUAUGUAUUGCUGUAAAUGUCCUUACAAUUGUCAGUUUAAUUUUCAUCUGUAAAGAUUAUUAAGCAAAAUUCUUAUCAUUACUAUAACUAAUUGUGUAUUAAUUCAGGUUCUUGAUAGGUAGAUAAAACCACAAAAAAAUUAAACGUGUGUAUCAGUGCUUAGAUUCCCAAAACAAUAAUUCAGAUGCUCUGUAGUAGAUGUUUACUAAUCAUAAUAUUGGCCCAGUGGAAGUCUUUUUGUUUAGACUACUAUACAAUGAAGUUAUAGCCUGUUGUGCCACAAACAAAUUUGAUGAAGUUUGAAACCUUUAACAGACUUGAAAUGACUUAAUGAGUGUACAGUAAUGAUUUUUCGUUUUUCUUUCUUUUUUUUUUUUUUUUUUUACUUUUGAGGGAUUAUUGCCAUGAUGUGAGUCCUGUGCCUUUCUAUAGGUUUGCCUUGUUGAAUGUGUGAAAUGCAUCGUGUAAUGUCAUUAUAAGGACUAUGUGUCGUUGAAUGUCUGUAUGUCAAUUGCUAAAUAGAUCAUGUGCACUUUUAGUACCAUAACACUACUGAGUAAAGUUUGUGACUAGCAGUAUUCCAGAGGAAUGUUCUAUAAAUAAUGUGGUGGACUUUUGUUUUCUCAAUGCUGCCUGUUUCCUGUCUUAGACAUAAAGGUACUGGAUAUACUGUAUGCAUUUGGAAAAUGUGAGCAGAAAAAAAAACAUGUUAAAAGGAUAAUUAGAGUAGAGGGGAAAUGCUUGUAAAUAAAAUAAAUGUUGGUUCUGUAUGUAAACUUACAGCUUUGUGCUUGUUGGUAAUUUAAAAUGCAAAAUUUCCAAAAUCCCUAAAAAGUCUGACUUUUUGAACUAAACUUGGAUUAAACCACUUUAACGUCUUUGUAA